AUGUCACAAUCUUCAUAUAAACUUUUGAACAGAAAAGGUGGUGGUAGCAUCUCAACAAUAAUGUUCAAUCUUUGGUUACUUACCAUAAAAUUGAUAUGCAUUUUCUCCUUUGCAUAUUCAUCACAACUUGAUUAUAGAUAUGCUUGUUUAGACCAAUCUUCAACUCCUCCAUCAACAGCACAUCAAACCAACCUCAACAAAUUACUUUCAUUACUAUCAUCAGAUUCAGCUACAAGCAAUGGUUUUGGUACAAAAAUUUCAGGUAUUAAUUAUGAUCAAAACAACAUGAUUUAUGGACUAUACUUUUGUCGCGGCGACGUAAAUGCAAGUAUUUGCCAUUCAUGUGUUGAAAAUGCAAGCAAAUUGAUAAAACAACAAUGUCCAAAUAAUGCAACAGCUAUUCUUUGGUGUCCCUUUUGUCUUUUGAGAUACUCAAACAAUAAUUUCUUUGGAAAAUUAGCUGUUAGGCCAAGAAUUCCUAUGUUUGAUGCAACACAAAAUUUUACUAGUGUUGGUGAAUUUGAUAGUGAUGCAAGGAUUUUGAUGAAUGGUUUGAUACAAGUGGGAUCACAGGCACGUUUAAUGUUUGGAACACAUAUGUUUAAUAUUAAUGGUACUCAAAGAAGGUAUGGUUGGGUGCAAUGUAGUAGAGAUAUUACUAAGGAGCAAUGUAGAACUUGUUUGAGUAAUAUGCUUGAAGAUGUUGAGAAUUGUUGCAAGGAGAAGCGAGUUUGGCGAAUAUUUUCGCCGAGUUGUGUUGUUAUGUAUGAAACUCAACCGUUCUUUUUGAAAGGUGUGAACGAUGACGCGUUUGAGUCUCAAAAAGGAAAUCUAUGCUACUUUAGCAAAGACAACCUUAUAUCUUUAACUUUGUCAUGUCUUGUUAAUGCAGCCAAAGAAAAUGAUAUAAGAUCAAUUAUUUUAACAACCGUUGUUGGUACUGGAAUAGUAGUAGUAACACUAUUGGCUUUAUGCACAAACUACUUCAGGCGCUUGAAACAGAAACAAGAUAAAAAAAAUAGGCAAAACCUUCAUUCAAUGUUUCCUCAAGAUGAGAAUAACAAUGAGGAGAACGUGAAUACUGACCUACCUAUGAUACCUCUGAGUACUAUUCUAAAGAGUACUAAUAAUUUUUCUGAUAAUUAUAAAUUGGGGGAAGGUGGAUUUGGAGCUGUCUACAAGGCUGUUUUAGCAGAUGGAAGGGAAAUUGCUGUUAAAAGGCUUUCGAAAAAUUCGGUUCAAGGUGCGGAGGAAUUCAAGAAUGAAGUAACUUUGAUUGCCAAAUUGCAGCAUAGAAACCUUGUGAGAAUGUUGGCUUGCUGCAUUGAGAAAAAUGAAAAGCUUCUUAUCUAUGAAUACUUGCCUAAUUCAAGCCUUGAUAUCCAGUUUCGCGAUACGGUAAAAACUGCACAGUUGGAUUGGAAACGAAGAUUCAACAUUAUUAACGGAAUUGCUAAAGGACUUUUAUAUCUUCAUGAGGACUCUAGACUCCUAGUUAUUCAUAGAGACUUGAAAGCUAGCAAUAUACUAUUAGAUCAUGAAAUGAAUCCAAAAAUAUCAGACUUUGGACUGGCGAGAUCAUUUGGAGGAGGCCAAAGCCCGACAAAUACAGUUAGAGUUGUUGGAACUUAUGGAUACAUGGCCCCAGAAUAUGCUUUGGAAGGCUUUUUUUCAGUGAAAUCAGAUGUUUUCAGCUUUGGUAUUAUUUUGCUGGAGAUCAUCAGCGGAAAAAGGAACAAUAAAUUCCAUCUUCAAGAGCAUGGACAAAGCCUUCUAACAUAUGCAUGGGACUUAUGGAAUGCAAACAAAGGUCUAGAAUUGAUGGAUCCGUGGAUACAAGAUUCACAUGUGCCUGAUGAAGUUUUGAAGUGUAUACAAAUUGGCUUAUUGUGUGUACAAGAUAAAGCAUCUGAUAGACCUACAAUGUCAAAUGUUGUUCACAUGCUUGGAAGUGACAGAGUUUCUCUUCCCACCCCUCUAUGUUCUUCUUUUUGUGUUAGAAGGACUAAAAAAGAAGGAGGGAUUUCAUCAAAUGCUUCUUCCUCUGUCACUUUCAAUGAAGUAACCCUGUCUGAAUUGAUUCCUAGAUGAUGAUCAAUAGAACAAAUGGACAUGCUUUUCUUGUUAGCUUUUGUACAAUUUAGAAAAGCUUCAAGUUACUAGAAACACAUAAUUAUGUUUAGGAAGAUUACAUAAAUUAUUAAAUUUGUUUAAUUAUUUGAAAUAUAUCUAUAGGUACUUCCUCCGUCUCAAAUAUAAGUAAAAUUUGGUUAAAUUUGAACUAAAUACAUCAGCUUUCUUUAACCAAAAUUUGCUUGUAUUUCAUAAUAGAGUGA
This is a messenger RNA of Cicer arietinum (chickpea), 2336 nucleotides long. Its product is annotated as G-type lectin S-receptor-like serine/threonine-protein kinase At4g03230. Gene Ontology annotation, molecular function: protein serine/threonine kinase activity; ATP binding. Lineage: Eukaryota; Viridiplantae; Streptophyta; Magnoliopsida; Fabales; Fabaceae. The record is from RefSeq and is a predicted model, not a curated record. Gene Ontology annotation, cellular component: plasma membrane. Gene Ontology annotation, biological process: protein phosphorylation.